This is a messenger RNA of Perognathus longimembris pacificus (Pacific pocket mouse), 1543 nucleotides long. It is a transcript of the gene Airim, whose product is annotated as chromosome 7 C1orf109 homolog. Bases 213 to 824 code for a protein of 203 amino acids. Gene Ontology annotation, cellular component: nucleus; cytoplasm. NCBI's taxonomy places the organism in Eukaryota, Metazoa, Chordata, Mammalia, Rodentia, Heteromyidae. The transcript is spliced from 5 exons. The record is from RefSeq and is a predicted model, not a curated record.
CCAGGCGUGCCUUGUUUCUGGUGACCUCCGUGGAUUCCUUAGCUUCAAAUUUUCCUGAGAGAACGCGACUGGGCAACUUCCAGGAAAGGAGCCGAGACCCAGGAUCUGAGGGAGGCAAAGCUGAGCCCCUUAAAAUCCGGGGUCGGAAGCCAAAGAUUGCCCUGUUGCCGGAGGAUUUGCCUUUGAAGGACUGCGGCUCCAUUCCUGAGAAGAUGCCUCAAGAACAGCCUUUGCUUGCUGUGCAGGAGGCCCUGAGGAAGUGCUUCCCCGCGGUGGAGGAGCAGCAGGGCCUGUGGUGGGGCACCGUGCAGGACUGCCGGCCCCUCCUGCUCUCGCUCAGCAACCUGGCGGAGCAGAUGCAGGCUGCGCACCGCCUGCGCUUUGAGGAUGUGCCGGCCCUUCGGGCCUUCCCGGAUUUGCAGGAGCGUCUCCGCCACCAGCAGCUGGCCUCUGCAGACGUCGUCCUGGACCAGCUAGCCCAAAGACUAGCCACCCUUCUCAAGGUGCGUGACAAUGUCAGCAACCACGUGGAGCAAGUGUUCCAGACCUAUGAGCAACACGCACAUGCGGUGGGCAUUGAUGCUGUCCUGCAGCCCUCAGCUCUGAGCCCUUCUGUGGCUGACAUGUUGGAACGGCUGCAAGACAUUGAGAGACAUUAUCGAAAUUCGUACCUGAAGAGAAAGUACCUCUUCUCCUCAAUCCAGUGGGGAGACUUGGCUGGCAUCCAAGCAUUGCCCAAGGCCUGGGACCAAAUUUCAGAAGAUGAACACCAGGACCUUGUGCAAGAUACCCUAUUGAAUGUUUCCUUCUUCCUGAAGGAGUAAGGCAACUGCAUGUUUAUCGGGAGCCUGGAGCCCCACAGCUGAAGGCUGGCACUGCAGAAGCUCAGGACUGGGUCUUGGGGACAGUUGCUGCUAGAUGUCUUUGGGACUUCUCCAUGCCUGGUCAUCACUGAGGGUUACGUAGCCACCGCUUGUCCUCUUCUGAGGCUCAGGGAGGAGGAGGAUGGAAGAAAACAGGAAAGGCUGUGCUGAUGAGCACAGUGCCUAUCUCCCAUAAGGUCCAAGAUAGUAGGGAAUCCCUGGCAUCAUCCAAAACAUGUCUGAUUGAUACCAGGUCCUAGUUUUGUUUAUGACAGUAUCUGACUCCAUGAUGAUUGAAAGAAAUGGAUGGGUCUGAGGAUGUAAUUUAGUUGUAGAGUGCAUAUUUGGCUUGCAUGAGGCCCUAAGUGCAUUCCUCACAUACAAAUGAAAGGAGAAAGUGAUGUUGAUGGAAAACAUUUUAAAAUGUUUGAGCAAUCUCAAUAGUUUCCUUAUCAUCAAGCCAAUUUCCGUUUCCAGAACUUGCCACCAGGUGGAGCUCGUGCAGCAUGAAUCCUUAGGAAAAACUGUCUUUGAGGGAGCUGUUACUGAGGGCUAGUAACUGGGAAUGAGACUCCCAGAGUAUAGUUUUCAAAAUAAAAAUGGCUUUGGGCUGGGAAUGUGGUUUAGUGGUAGGGUGCUUGCCUAGCAUGCAUGAAGCCCUGGGUUCCAUUCCUCAGCAC